CAGGUUAUGGCACCUGGAAUACUGGGGCUGCCAACACCCAAGGUACUUACGGGACGAACGCCACAAGCUGGCAAGCCUGGAUGUCCCAGACAAGGAUUCAUGCUGAGGUGGAGCUGAAAGGCUGUUCCUGCCCAGGGGACCUUGGAAUUUAAAUAAAACCAUGAGUCACAGGCAGAUGGGGAAGACAAAGGCACAAUGAAGCUGUGGUGUCUUGCCACAAGGCUAUGAAGGCUACGACUACUACAACACCCAAACCACAGCCGCCAACACAGCUGCCACCUACAACUAUGCUGCAGCCACCUCCAGCAGCUGGGAAGCCCCCAAGCCCUCAGAGCUGGCCAUGAACCCCGAGGUGGCCACCAUGCCCGUCACCUCUUACGGCGCUGAGGCCGCGGGCAGCGAGAACUCGGAUUCCAUCAUCGCCAAAAUCAACCAGCGCCUGGACAUGCUGUCCAAGGAGGGCAGCGGCGGCACAGGGGAGGGCAUGGAGGACCAGGAGAGCUCCUUCAGGUUUGAGUCCUUCGACUCAUACGACUCAAGGUCUUCCAUGAACGACCGUGACCUGUACCGCUCUGGCUACGACUACGGGGAUGUUGGAGGUGACCGGAACGAUUCCUUCGGGAGCCAGUUUGACAACCGCCGGGAUCAGUCCCGGAACCGCGGGAACAGCUACGGGCUCCUGCGCGGCCGGGGCCAGAACCGCGUGCAGAACCGCGGGCGCCUCAACGCCUUCAACCGCAACGACCACUUCAUGCCCUCCUCCAGCUCCGAGCGCCUCUCGGCUCGUUGGAACGAGCUGAACUACAUGGGUGGGCGUGGGAUGGGGGGGGCCGGAUCCAACAGGCUCCCUUCCCUCUUUUCCCAAGCCCUCGUUCCUGACUACGGCGACUACGGCGAUUACAGCGACUACGGCGACUAUGGGGAUUACGGGGAUUAUGGCGACUAUGGAGAUUAUGGUGACUAUGGAGACUAUGACUAUGGCAUGAUGGGGAUGUCAGGCAUGGGAAUGGGCCGGUAUGGGAAUGUGCCCUAUGGAAUGGGCAGGCAACGGAACAGAGACCGGAUGGGGGCCAUGCCCUGGCACAUGAACGCGCUCACGCCCAAGAGAAGAGGAUUCCGGAACCGCUCCGGGGGCCGCUCGGACGGGGAGGGAGGAGGAAGGAAACGGAAACAGUCGCAAAGCGGCGACGAGCCCGACAGCAAACAGGCCAAGAGCGACAGCGAGGGCGACGACAGCGACAACGCAGAUGAGGGCGAAGGAGAAGAAAAAUCAGGAGAUGAAGCUGACAAAGCAUCUGGAGAUGGUUGCGAGGAUGAUGAUGAGGAGGUGAAGAAGAAGAGGGAGAAGCAGCGGAGGAGAGAUCGGAUGAGGGACCGAGCUAUGGACAGGAUCCAGUUUGCCUGUUCCGUCUGCAAGUUUCGCAGCUUCGAGGAGGAGGAGAUCCAGAAGCAUCUCCAGAGCAAAUUCCACAGGGAGACGCUGCGCUACAUCGGCACCAAACUGCCGGACAAGACCGUGGAGUUCCUGCAGGAGUACAUCGUCAACCGCAACAAGAAGAUCGAGAAGCGGCGCCAGGAGCUGACGGAGAAGGAGGGCACAAAGCAGAAGCCAGAUCCCUUCAAGGGGAUUGGCCAGGAGCAUUUCUUCAAGAAGAUUGAGGCUGCCCACUGCAUGGCCUGUGACAUGUUGAUCCCUGCCCAGAACCACCUCCUCCAGAGGCACCUCAGAUCUGCUGACCACAACAGGAACCGCAGGAUGGCUGCUGAGCAGUUCAAGAAAACCAGCCUGCACGUGGCCAAGAGUGUCCUGAACAACAAACACAUUGUCAAGAUGCUGGAAAAAUACCUCAAGGGAGAAGAUCCCUUCACGGAUGAAAUCACAGACCAGGAUGUGGAGGAAGGUUUGGAAGGUGGAGACGGCGCCGUGGAAGGAGCCACCGAAACCGCUGCUGCCGCCCCCGAGGUUGCCCAGGAAGGAGAAGGAGGAUUGGAAGAAGCUACAGAAGCAGCGGAAGCUUCCGAAGAGUUUUCCAAACAGGAAGAAUUCCUUAAAAAUCUGGGGGAGCAAGAUCAGCCCCCCAAGCCGCUGCUGAUGCCCCCGUUCCUGCAAGAUGACGAGCUGGAAGCAGAGAUGGCGUCGGAGGCGACGUCGGAGGUGACGUCGGAAGCGGCCGCGGCACCUUUGGAAAGUGCCGAAGAACCACCUGCUGUUCCUGAAAAUCCUCCCAAAUCAGCUGUUUCCCCCCAAAAUGAAACUGAGGGUCAGGCAGGCAAAGAGGAGGAAGAAGAGGAGGAAAAGGGGAGUGCAGCGGCAGCAGCCGAGUGCGGGGAGGAGGAGGAAGAGGAAGAGGAGGAGGAAGAGGCUCCCCCAGCGGAGCCGCAGCCGGAAUAACUGUGAAUAUUUGUGUGAAGGUGAUGAUGUAAUCCCUGAUUUUUGAUUUCUUAACCUUUUCUUUUUUUUGAGCUCAGGGCCCGAAAGUGGCCGAUGUUGGUUUUAAUUAAGGGGAGGGACCUGGUUGCUUCGUUAGGGGGCAGCCCCGGCGCUUGGUUCAUCUCGUUGAGUUUGAAUUUCACUUUGUUUCUGCCAGUUCUGGUUUGGUUUAGGAGGAAAAGCCCAGGAAGCAGCAGCUGCCCCGGAGACCCCACCCUGGGGGGGAGGUUGUGUUGUUUUUUUGGGGGGAUUUUAGAAAGAAAUAGGAAAAAAAACCCCACCAAUAAUAAUGAAAUAAAAGUGAGGUUUGGAAAAAUGAAUAAAGGUGAUGAUUGGA
This is a messenger RNA of Apus apus (common swift), 2768 nucleotides long. It is a transcript of the gene AKAP8, whose product is annotated as A-kinase anchoring protein 8. The record is from RefSeq and is a predicted model, not a curated record. Gene Ontology annotation, cellular component: nuclear matrix; nucleus. Gene Ontology annotation, molecular function: protein kinase A regulatory subunit binding; DNA binding. Bases 341 to 2392 code for a protein of 683 amino acids. Lineage: Eukaryota; Metazoa; Chordata; Aves; Apodiformes; Apodidae. The transcript is spliced from 13 exons.